Molecule: messenger RNA, 25049 nt
Organism: Myripristis murdjan (pinecone soldierfish)
Lineage: Eukaryota; Metazoa; Chordata; Actinopteri; Holocentriformes; Holocentridae
Gene: macf1a
Product: microtubule actin crosslinking factor 1a
Exons: 107
Coding region: 572-24325 (7917 amino acids)
Biological process (GO): intermediate filament bundle assembly; wound healing
Cellular component (GO): keratin filament; cytoplasm; cell junction
Molecular function (GO): microtubule binding; calcium ion binding; structural molecule activity
Source: RefSeq, a predicted model, not a curated record
AUUUACCAGUUUUCUAACGGUGCACUGAGCAACGGCUAUGGUUUGGUCGCUUGUUUCAGGGGAAAGGAAUUCACUGUAAGAGUGUGAGACAGAGAGAGCGAGGGGGAGAGAGAGAGAGAGUGUGUGUGUGUGUGUGAGAGAGAGGGAGAGGCAGUGGGUGAGAGAGGGAGGGUGCCUGAAUGGAGAGAAGGACUCAGAAAAGUUAUUAGCUACAGUUGUUGCGUGUUCAAAGGGGAGAAAAGUUGGACAAAGGAAGAAAAGAAGCAAGAGCUGUGAUCGUUUUCAUCAUCAGAAAACAAUUUCUUUUGUUUCUUGUUUUUUUUUUCCCCACAAAAGAGAAGAAGUGAAAGGAGAAGGAGGAUGCUGUUCUGUCCAAAGACAUUUACAAGCCAACACUGACAACACUUUUGUUGUGGGACUUUGAAUACAAACUGGGAGCCUUCACUUGCUGGAGCUGCAGUAACUUUUGGCUGAUUUUUGGAGCUAAGUGAUGUUUUUAGUGAAUUUGGGUCGCUAAAUGACAUCUUCAGUCAGUUUGUGAAACUUGUGGUGACCUUUUUGUUGGCGAGAAAUGGACCUGCUAUCAGAUCCAGCGGUCAUAACGCCCAUCCUGGUGGUGACUCUUCAUUUCCUGACAGCAGCUGGAUUUUGGUUCUACCGCCGCCACCGCCGCCGCGUGCCCAGUUUUACAGCAGAUGAGCGGGACAGGGUGCAGAAGAAAACCUUCACAAAAUGGGUCAACAAGCAUCUCAUCAAGGUGAGGAAACACAUUACAGACCUGUAUGAGGAUCUGAGGGACGGACACAACCUCAUCUCCCUUCUGGAAGUCCUGUCUGGAGUCACGCUGCCCAGAGAAAAGGGGCGAAUGAGAUUUCAUCGACUACAGAAUGUCCAAAUAGCCCUUGACUUCCUCAAACAGAGACAGGUCAAACUGGUGAACAUCAGGAACGAUGACAUCACAGAUGGGAAUCCAAAGCUGACGUUAGGUCUCAUCUGGACCAUCAUCCUUCACUUCCAGAUCUCAGAGAUCUAUGUGAGCGGGGAGUCAGCCGACCUCACAGCCAAGGAGAAGCUGUUGCUAUGGAGCCAGCAGGCGACGGAGGGCUACCCCGGCCUCCGCUGCGUCAACUUCACCUCUUCAUGGAGCGACGGACGCAUGUUCAACGCCCUGCUGCACAGAUACAGGCCAGACCUGAUUGACAUGGAGUUGGUGUCGCGGCAGAGUAACCGUGACAACCUGGAGCAGGCGUUUGAGAUCGCUGAAUCGCUCGGGGUGACCAGACUGCUGGACGCUGAGGAUGUUGACGUUCCCUCUCCAGAUGAGAAGUCGGUCAUCACCUACGUCUCCUCCAUUUAUGAUGCCUUCCCCAAGAUCCCCGAGGGAGGAGAAGGCAUCGCUGCACAUGAGGUGGACCAGCGCUGGUCAGAGUACCAGUCCAGGUUCUCCUGUCUGCUCCAGUGGAGCCGCCAGCAUACGGCCCUGAUGGCCAACAAAAACUUCCCACAAAACCCUGUGGAACUCAAGGCACUUUACAAUGAGUACGUCCAUUUCAAAGAGACGGAGAUCCCUGCCAAGGAGAUGGAGAAGAGUCACAUCGAACACCUCUACAAACUGCUGGAGGUGUGGAUAGAGUUUGGUCGUAUUAAGCUUCCUCAGGGCCUCCAUCCCAACGACCUGGAGGAUGAGUGGGGGAAACUCAUCCUGGAGAUGCUGGAGAGAGAGAAGGCUCUACGGCCGGCUGUGGAGAGGCUUGAGCUGCUACUUCAAAGGGCCAAUAAGAUCCAGAACAUGGCUCUGGACUGUGAGGAGAAACUCACCCUGGCCAAGAACACACUACAAGCUGACAUGUCCCGUGUGGAGAGCGGCGAGGCGGUGCAGUGUGAGCGAGAACUGGCCUGUUACCUUCAGGACUGCGAGUCUCUGCUCAGACAGCUGAACCAGGACCUCAAAGUCCUGCGAGACGAGAAGUACUACCAGGUCGAUCAGCUGGCCUUCAGAGUGUCCUGCCUACAAGAGGAACUGGUCUCCCUCAGACUGCAGUGCUCCAGCGUCUACAGGAAAGGUCACUUCUCCCAGGCCCUGGGCUCCACCGGGGUGGAGCAGACAGGCCAGCGGCCCACCGACAGCGGCCUCUCCCUGGGGCAGACCCUGCUGGGAGCCGUGGGCGCUGUGGGAGCGGUCGGCGCCGCCCUGCUCCGGAGACCCAUGGCCCGCUCCCAGCUGGUGGCCAUGUCCUCAUCAGAGGAUGAAGGCAGCCUGCGGUUCAUCUAUGAACUGCUGGGAUGGGUGGAGGAGACACAGGAUCUGUUGGAACGUGCUGAGUGGGGCGCUGACCUGCCGUCUGUAGAAAACAAUCUCCAAGAGCACAACACCAUACACACUGCAGUGGAGGAGCUGCUCAGCAGUCUGCAGGAAGCACGCAACUAUGAGGCUAAAGUCUCCCCUAACUUCAAGAGCAAUUACUCUGAAACUCUGGCCAAGCUGGAGCACCAAUACUGCAAACUACUGGAACAUUCGUCAUGGCGCCUGCGGAGCUUGGAGAGCCUGCACGCGUUCGUGUCGCAUUGCACUGAGGAGCUGAUCUGGCUCAACGAGAGGGAGGAGGAGGAGAUUGCCUACGACUGGAGCGACAGCAACACCAACAUCAACGCCAAGAGAGAGCUGCACAAUGAAAUGAAGUCAGAGCUGGACGAGAAGCAGGGUGUGAUGCGGUCCCUGCAGGAGACAGCUGACCGUCUGUGUCAGGAGAACCACCCGGCCAAACAGACAGUGGAGGCGUACAGUGCAGCCCUACAGACCCAGUGGCAGUGGGUGGGCCAGCUGUGUGUGUGUGUGGAGCAGCAUCUCAAAGACAACACCGCCUACUUCCAGUUCAUGAGUGACGCACGGGACUGUGAGUCAUACCUGCGCCAGCUGCAGGAAACCAUCAAGAGGCAGUACACCUGCGACAAGAACAGCCGACUGGCCAAACUAGAAGACCUGCUGCAGGACUCCAUGGAGGAGAAGGAGCAGCUGAUCGAGUACCGCAGUUCGGUGGCCAGCUUGGUCGGCCGGGCCAAGACGGUGGUGCAGCUCCGCCCCCGCAGUGCAGAGAGCACCCUGGGAACGACCACACCCAUCAAAGCCAUCUGUGACUACCGACAGAUAGAGACUAACGUUCAGAUAACCAUAAGCCGAGGAGAGGAGUGUGUGUUGGAGGACAACUCCCAGAGGACCAAGUGGAAGGUGAUCAGUCCCAGUGGGAACGAGGCCAUGGUCCCUUCGGUGUGUUUUACUGUUCCACCUCCAAACCAGGAGGCCAUCGACAUGGCCGGCAGGAUGGAGCAGUUGUACCAGAAGGUGAUGUCUCUGUGGCAUCAGCUCCAUGUUAACAUGAAGAGUGUUGUGUCCUGGCACUACCUGCUCAAGGACAUCAGGACAGUCUCUGCAUGGAACCUAGACACGGUUCGUGGUCAGUCUCCGGCGGAGCGGCAGCAGGUCCUGGAUCACCUGGAGGCCCAGCUGGCCGACUUCCUGUCUGACAGCAGAGAGAGCUCUCUGUUCACGCCGGCCGACAGGCGAGAGCUGGAGAAGGACGCUCAGCAAGCGCAGCAGCACUGCCAGGACCUGCUGCUCAACAUGGAGACAGUGGAGAAGGAUGAGUCUGUCUCUCGUUCCUACCUGUCGGAGCUCCAAAACAUCAGGCUUCGCGUGGACGAGGCGGAGCAGAGGCUGAUGAGAGGCAUCCAGACGCCGCUGCCCAGCCGGCUGUCAGGCGACACUUCUGACAACACCGUCCAGAUUGCAGAGCAGGAGAAGCUGCAGUCAGAGUUGGACGCUCUGCGCUCCUCUCUGGGUGAGGUGUCCCGCCGCUGUGUCAGCUUCUUUGAGGAGAAACCGUCCUCAUCCAGCGUUCCUGUCCUUCGGUCAGAACUCAGUCAGGCUGUGGAGAAGAUAGACAAACUGCACAACCUGUCCACUGUCUUCCUACGAAAGUUAAAGACUGUCGAUGUCCUGAUCCACAGCCUGGAGGAAGCAGAGAGCCAGGUCAGGAAGUAUGAGAGCAGACUAAGUGAGGAGGAUAUCGUCCCUGCCGACACCACAGCCAUCCACCAGCUCAGAGAUCAGCUGAAGAAGUGGCAGACGGAGCUGGAGGAGCAGGAGGGCGUCUUCCAGUCUCUACAGUUGGAGGUGGGCCGGGCCAAAGAGGCGGGCUCUCAGCUCAGCAGGCUCCACCCAGACCGCAGCCCCGAGCUGGAGCGCUACCAGGAGAGAGCCAAUCAGAUAACAGAGAGGUGGAACGGCAUCAAGAGACAGAUGGAGACUCGACGAAGUGAACUGGAUGCUUUGGGCUCGGUCCUGCAGCAGUAUAGAGAUGGACACUCUGCACUUAUCAAGUGGAUAGAGGAGACCACAGAGAGACAAGAAAACACACAGCCUGGACAGACAGACAGCAAAGCCCUGUCUGAACAACUGGCCCAGCAGACGGCACUGGUAGCUGAGAUUGAACAGAACCAGACCAAACUAGAUGAAUGCCAGACUCACUCCAAACAGUACUGCGCCGCAGUGAAGGACUAUGAACUGCAGCUGAUGACCUACAGAGCCUUUGUAGAGUCGACCCACAAAUCCCCUGUCAAGAGGAGGAGGAUGCACUCUUCAUCUGACGCCAUUACUCAGGAGUUCAUGGACUUGCGCACACGCUACACGGCCUUGGUCACCUUGACAACCCAGCACGUCAAGUACAUCAGUGAUGCACUGAGAAGACUAGAGGAAGAAGAGAAAGAGGUAGAGGAGGAGAAGCAGGCCAGGGUGGGCCAGGUGUCAGACCUGCUGGGCUGGGUCAAAGGCCUUCAGGGAAGGACUGGGGGAUCCAACGCUGAGUCUUCACUUGCAGCUCAACAGGCCAUCAACGAUCAGCUAGCAGCAAAGAAGGACGAGAUAGCUGAAGCCAUAAGGAGCACGCAGGUCUUCCUGCUAUCUAAACAGGCCAGCAAGUUGUCCCCAGAGGAGCGAGCUCAGGUAGCUGCCCAGCUGGACGAGCUGACUGACACCUACAGCCAACUGUGUGACAGCUCCUCCCAACAGCUGCAGCAGCUGGAGCAGCAACUGGCCAAGGAGGAGGAAAGAAAGAGCCAAAUUGCCAUUGCUGGAGUAAUUGACCUGGGAUCUGUGGAAACCUUCCCAGUGUUCCAAGCAGCCCAGCGUGGUCUUAUUGACCAGGAUACCUGCCACAUCUUACUUGAAGCCCAGCUCAUUAAUGGUGGGCUCCUUCGACCUGACUCCCCUCUCAGCCUGUCUCUGGAGCAAAGUUUGGCUCAAGGCCUAAUUGACACCCAUACCAGCCAGUCCCUUCAUGGGUUAGAGAGAGCCUUACUUUUGGUUGACCAGGCUAAGCCUACAGGUAACCAGCAACAAAAUAUGCUGCCAGUAGCUGCAGCCAUGGAGGAUGGUCUUAUAAGAGAGGAGGUGGGACUCCGUAUCCUAGAACUCCAGCUGAACACUGGAGGUUUGAGAGAUUCUAGAGGAGAGAGGAUCAGUUUGGAGACAGCAGGAGAGAUGAGUGUUUUGACUGCUAGACAUUUCACCAAGCUCCAGUCACGGUGUCAAUACCGAGAGCUCAUAGAUCCAAACACAGCAGAAAAAUUAAAUCUGUUUGAGCUGCAGCAACGCUGUGUCUUCAAUGAUGAGUCAGGUUUCCAUCUCCUCCCAGUCAAACAGCAACCUGGAGGAACUGUCUGCCUCCGUUCUGGAAGAAAGGUUGGCAUCUUCCGUGCUGUACAAGAAGGCCUCAUUGAUCGAAAAGUUACUGUACGACUGCUUGAGGCUCAGCUCUUUGCAGGCGGUAUUGCUGACCCGCGUUCUGGUCAUCGGCUAACAAUUGAUGAAGCUGUUCGCCAUGGAUUAAUGGACCAGGAUCUAGCUUGUGCUAUGCUGGCACGGCAGCUACAAACUGGAGGAAUUUUAGAUCCUUUCAGUGGAGAACGCCUGGAUGUAGAAGAGGCCAUCCGUAGGGACCUUCUCUCCUCUCGUUUGGCUCUAUUGGUCCUUGAGUCCCUCUGGGCCUUCAUGGGAAUGCUCUGGCCUGAAUCUGGAGAACUCCUUCCCAUUGCUGAAGCUCUUCAACAAGGGCUAAUCUCAGCAGAGCUGGCAAGAAACAUUCUGAGACAGCGUCAUUCCAUUGGGGCUCUGUACAGCCCAGAAACCCCCAGCGUUAUACCCCUAAGCCAAGCUGCGGAACAGACCCUGGAACCCAGUGUAGUGACUUUUCUCAAAGACAUCCAAAUCCCAGAUGUUCUUCCCAAUAUGAAUAGAUCAGGUACACCAUCUUUGAAUCGCUUAAGCUGGGGUUCUACCAGCUCUUCUCCACGUCCGUCCUCACCACCCCCUGCAUUCUCUACCACAGGGCUUGUCUGGGAUUCCACACCCAUGGAUGGAAUUGAUCCCAAUGAACAAGCAAACCACAGGUUGCUGUUUCACCUGAUGACCCGCAGCUAUGUGGAUGCCCAUUCUGGAAAACGGUUGGUGCUGCUAGAGCCUGAGCUGAAUGAACUGGUCAAAGCUGCUGGGCUGCUUCCUAGAGACUCUGCAUGUAGAGAUCAAGAUGAGGCUGGAAGUGAUUUGGUCCCAGAUAAGCAGGAGAAAAUGGAAUGGGUGGAAGAUUUUAGUUUGACUUGUAAGAUGGAAGGAGACAAACAAAUGGAGGUUGAAGAAGAGAACUAUAAUGUAAUUACACCAAGCAAAGAUGUUGCCGCCAGUAAAAUAAUUGUUAUAGGUACUGGACAGGUUUCUGAUGACUCAGUAUAUAGAGAUCAAGAUGAGGCAGGGAGUACUUUGGUCCCACAUAGACAGGAGGAGAUGGAACCUGCAAUUGAUUUUAGUUUGACUGGUAAGGGGGAGGGAGGUGAACAAAUGGAGGUUGAAGUGGAGAGCUCUAAUGUAAUCACACCAGGCAAAGAGGCGGCCUGCAGUAAAAUGAUUGACAAGUUUGAGAGGAAAGGUAUCACUAAACUAGAGGAAAGGUAUGAUGGAGAAAACAAUACAAAUUUGCAGAACAAACCAACAGUUGCUGAGGAUAGUGAGUCAGCUUCCGAAGAUAAAGAUGAGAUAGAUGAAUCGGAAGGUGAAGAUAGAAGAACAAAAGAUAAAAAGAAAGAAAUACUCUGUAUGGAAAGUCUUAUGGCUUCAGCUAAAAAAUCUGUUGAGGAAUCCACAAAAGACUCAGAUGGUAAUAGGCUGGCAGCUGUUGACUCUGAAACCAGAGUGAGUGAUAGACAAGAGAGUAUCUUACCCCCUGAUGAUGCUUGCAGUGCACAAAUAAUAAACACAGGCACAAGAACAUUCACAGUAGACAGAGAAUUAACUUCAUCAUCACCCAAAACAGAGGAAGAGAUUCUAACAUUGAGUAAAACAUCAGCAGAGAAAGAAACCAUCUCAUUGAGAGAAAUCCCUGAUGAAGAUACUGAUUCAAGUCCAUCUGAAGGUGAGAAAGAUAUAAAGCAUUCCCAGUCUGCAUCAGAAACUAUCCAACAAAAAGCAUCUAUCACAGAUCACAAGUCACAGACAGUAUCAAAGGAAGUUACGCCUCAGGUUGGUAUCCCUGAGCCAGCAGCAGAGAAGGAAGAGGAGAAUGCUGAGCUGGCGAGGUUAGUCAUAGAGCUGAAACAGGGAGGACUGAUGACAGAAGAAGGGGAGAGGUUGCUCCCAGAUGAGGCAGUAGCUCAAGGUGUCCUUCCUGGCCACACUGCAGUCAAACUAAUGGCUCAGGCUGGUCUUUUUGGUGGUUUCUUAGAUGUCAGUAGUGGGGAAUCACUUAGUAUGGAGGAUGUAUUGCAGGAAGGUCUGCUUGAUGAAGAUCUGAUGUGGAGUGUGCUGAAGUCUGAUAAAACCCUAUCAGGGGUUGUUGAUAUUGAGAAAAAGCAGAUCCGUGGUUUGAAGGAGGCAGCUCAAGCAGGGUUGAUUGACCCCAACACAGCUGAUCGUCUUCUAGAGGCCCAGGUGGCUUCUGGGGGAAUUGUUGACCUACGCAGGGAUAAGAAAGUCUCUGUCACUCUAGCAGCAAACCUGGGGCUGAUAGAAGAGGCUCAAAGAGAAGCAUUGGUUGCAUUAGAGAAGGCAUACAAAGGAAAGGCCACAGAUAGAGCAACAGCGUCAACCAAAGCCACCUUACAGCUGCAGAUGGAAGGAGUUAUUGACCCCCAAUCUAAGAGUGCUGUUCCUCUAGAACAAGCCGUUCAGAAAGGGUUAAUUAAGCCAGAAGAAGCAUAUCAGGCAUUGUCAAAGCAGGUGGCUGAGGGUGGUAUAAUACAUCAUGCUUCAGGAAUGAGGCUGUCUGUUUCUGAUGCUGUAGAGAGAGGACUAGUGGAUCGUUCCAUUGCCUCUGGGCUGGAGGAACUUGAAUGGGUGUAUCAAAGGAAAGUCAGCCCCUCAUCGCACCCAGAAGCUGCCAUUGUCCAGGCAUCAACAGGAGCCAUUUUGGACCCUAACUCUAGAUGUAGACUGACAUUAACAGAGGCAGUUUCAAAGGGUCUUCUGGAUGAGAACAUUGCCAGUGAAGCUAUGGCCUCUCCCAGCGUAACACAAGGAGUGCUUGACCCCCAAACUGCUCGUAUUGUGCCUUACUUAGAUCUUGUGAACCAGGGUAAGAUAGAUAUUGAGACAGGAAAACGAUUCUUGGAAGUUAAACCAUUCAAAGGUAUUGAAGAUGAGCAAACCAGACACAGCUUGACCCUUCCCCAAGCAGUUGCCACCAACCAAGUAGAUCCAGUUCCAGCAUUAAGAAUGCUCCAAAGUCAAGCUGACAGUGGAGGUAUCAUUGAUAUCACCAGUGGAGAUAGGCUCCCUCUACCUGAAGCCUCCAGAAGAGGUUUAGUCGGGGACGAUAUGGCUAGGGUCAUAGCCACCAACCAGAUGAUGAAAGGAGGCCUAGUUGAUAGCAGUGGUCAACACGUCGCUUGUCUCAAGGAUGCCAUAACCAUGGGGCUGAUAACCAGUGACAUGGCGUCAGAGAUCCAAGAGAGUUUAGCAUCUGUAGAGGUGGCAGGUGAUGAGGGUAGCUCUACACCAGUUGCUUCAUCAAAUGGUACUUACAGCCCUGCUGUUAUAUUGUCAUUGUCUAGCUCAGACAGCCCAACAGCAUGGUCAGAUGGAAACACUGACCUCCCUUCAAGAUCUCCACUCUUAGAUAAGGACUUGGAGAGAGAUUUGGUGGUUACAGAUGAUAUUACGAAGAUGUUGACAUCUAAUGCUACUACAGAGGACGACAGAACAGAUGUGCCAGUGUCAGCUGGAGAAAAGGCAGUGAUUGAACCAGAUCAGUCAAUAGACUUGUUGUCUGAGUUUGCUACCAAUGUUGAGAAAAGAAUACAGCAAGCCAUUGAACAGAUAGAACCCCAGAGAGAUGUCAGUAAAUCUCCUAUUCCUCAAGAGCAGCCAAACAAGACUUAUGGGGAACAGUAUGAGAGCAUUGUGGGAGAUUUUGUGACAGACUCUGAUCAUACAUCAGUGGAUUCCAUUCAGGCUUCUGUGUCUUCUAUUACUGACAAAGAUUCACAGGUGCAAGUUAGAGAAGGCACAGUUGUGAUUACACCAGAGGGGCGAUCGGUGACGGUUGUGCAAAAGGAGUAUAUUAUUAAAGAAAACAUUUCACAUGUUGAUGAUAAGACCUUGCAAGAUUUUACAGCAUCAGAUAUCAGGGAUGAAAAAUACAACACUGAUGGAAGAGAAUUGUUAAAAUUGAGUGAAGAGGAAUAUGCAAAAUGUGACAAGGUGCCAAAAAUGGAUGAAACCGGAGAAGAGAAGAGUCAAGGAGUUAUACAUGAGAUGCCAGGAAAGGCUGAAGGCAAAGAUAGCACUGCUGUUGAGCAGUCAGACAAGUUAUUGACUUCUCCAUCUAAAGAGGCAGAGAACAAGAGCAAGAAAAAGAAGAAGAAUAAGAAGAAAGGAAAAAGUAAAGAGGUGGACGGUGAAGUACAGCUUGUAGAGAAAAAACAUCCAUUUUACACUGAGCAAGCUGAUGCAGAAAUUGAGGGACAGUCUAAGGGUACUGAAGUAGUUACAGAUGCUGUUGUGUCACAAGACAAAGAUAGCAAAUCACAAACUCAUGAUCAGUUAACACCUGCAGGUCUUCUCAUAACUGAAGCAAAGAUUGAUGGGAAGAUUGAGGCUGAAAAUUAUUCAGUAAAACAAGACCAGGGGGCAGCUACAGUGUCUGUAAAAUUAACAGAUCAUACUGUUGAGCCAGAGACAGAUACAAUAAAAAGCAUGUUUGCAAAGAAUCAAAGGAGUGAUAAGAAAGAAGAGCAGAAAAGUGUGGACCAGAGGCAGAAAGCUGAACAAUAUGAGGAUUCUGUCUCUCAGCCACCAGAACAACAGGACAGUAAGACAGAAGUACAGAAAAGGAAGGAGGGAGAACUCCCUCAGAAAUCUAAUCUACCGGACAAUGAGAAAGCAGCCUUGAUACUGAAGGCUAAAGAAAGCAUUCUGAAAAAGGUUUUUGAGAAAGGAGUGAGUGAGAAGCAGGCUGCUGAAGAGCUAGAGGCAAUACGCAAAGAGGUAGGAAAGAAGGAGAGUCAGGGCACAGCUAGAGAUAUGAAGUUUGAAACUCCUGAUGAUGUGGAAAGUUAUUCUAUGGAGGUGGAUAGUGGCACGAUCUCUGACAGCAUGCCAAAACAGAAUGAGGGAUGGGUGGUUGGCAAAGAAAUUGAGCAGAAAUUGAGGACAAGUGUCAAAGAAGAUAUGAGUGUGGAGGUAAUUCCUGUCAUGGAGGGCAUAGACACACCAAUAUCUGAUGCUCUGGCAAAUGAAAAAGAGGAGGAGGAGGUUCUUGGAAAGGAAGAACUACAAAAAGAGGUAGAGACAGCUCCAUCAAACCUGCCUAAAGAAACCCCGCAAAGUAAGCGGAAUAAGAAAAACAAGAAGUCCAAGAUUCCAAGAGCGACAGACAAUGCUGGACCUGGUACAGAGAAGUCAGCAGCUGAAGAAAAAGAUGAUUCUGGGGUGACAACAACAAAAACUCCAACAAAAACAGAUUUAGGUAGCUCAGCUUUCAGUGAUGAGCGAAUGACAGGCAGGCAGAGUGACACUCAGUCAGACAGUGAUGUCACCAGGGCUUUAAGCACUGAUGAGGCUAUCAAAAUGGACACCUCCACUAUUGGUGUUAAACCUGAAGCUAAUCAACCAAAGCCAUCCUACUCUGGUCAAUCAAGGGAACCCAGCACUCAUGUCGAGGAACAGAUACAAGCAGUGGGUAUUAUGUCUAAGGAGGACAUUGAGAGAGGACCCCAGCAUCAUGUUGAUGAAGAUAAGCACCUAGAACUUCACACAUCUGAGGAGUUCUCCCUUUCAGAAAACAGUCAUCCCAACGAUAGCACAGACUCCUCUCUUAAGGCUCCUGCUUCCAAACCAGACAUCAAACCUACAGCACCAUCCGUGACUCCUGACACACAGCCAGACAUAAUCACAGAGAAAGGUAAAAAGAAGAAAAAGCGACAAGCACCUCAGGUUGAAAUCACCAGUGUUCCUGAAACCAGUGAACAGCAACAUCAGGAGGCUCCAGAGUCAGCACUGUCAGAGGAUGUUCAAACUGAAUCUGAAUCACCUGAGAUCCCAGAGUCUGAUACGGCCAUAGAGAGUUGGGGAGAGGAGGAGGAUGACAGAGAGAUCAAAGAAAUUCUGAUGAAAAAAGAGACAAGCCCUGUUAUGAUUGGCAAGUCAUCAUUGAUGCGGCAGGAAUGCUUGGAACAUGACCAGCGAAUCGUAGCCCUUGUCUCCAUGGUGAGGCAUAUUGAGGUCCGCCUCAAACAGCAGCAACAGCAGUCUGUUGGCCGCAGCCUCAUUGCCCUGGAUGAUAUCAUCAGACAGACAGAGGCUCUGGACCUUGAACUGUGUGACUUAGAGCCUGAGAUCAACAAGGAAGUGGAGGCUGCUGAAAAACUGCUCAAGCCCCACCCCAAAGAUGUCCCACCUCAGCUCCUCAUGGCCCUGGAGAAGGAUGGGCGGAGCUUGGCUCGUGGGUAUGAGGCUGCCAGAAGCCUUUCUGAGGGUAUUCUGCAAGGCCUACGCAACCACAGAGACUCAUACAAGGAGGCAGUGGCAGCUGAACAGAAGUCUCUGGGUGCAAAAGUAGAGAGUCUGCUCUCUUGGUUGAUGGAGACUGAGGCUCAGAUGGAUGGUGGAAUGACAGGGAUGGAAAAAAUGGUGAAGACAGAGGGAGAGAACAGCCAUGAUCAGCUCAUACAACAGCUGCAUCUUUGCAAGACACUCCAGUCCUCUCUGACAGCUCGCUCCAAUGAGGUCAACAGCGUGGCCUUUGACAUCCAGGUGUUCAUCUCGGAGCGGGCUCAGGACCUGGCCCCGGAGCAGAGCAGGCACCUGCUUGGGCAGCUCCAGCAGCUACAGAAGGCUUUCCACCAAGCCUCUGGCCAAGCACAGGCCUGGGCCGACGCUCUGUCUGCCCAGAGAGAGAGGGAGGAGGAGCGACAGCGCAGGGAGAGGGUGAAAGAAGAGGAGGAGAUUGAGAGAGAAAGACAGAGGCAGAGUGCAAGGGAGAGAGAGGUUGUCCAGCAGCAGAAAGCUGAAUGCUCUCAGAAACUAGAGGGUCUCACCAUGUGGUUAGCAGGAGCUGCCAGCAUGCUUGCCAGUCAGAAAACUGGUGCAGAAUCAGGAGACGUGAGUGUCCUGCAACAGAAGCAGAGGAAACUUAAGGAGGUUCAGAAGGACCUCCAGACCAAAGGGGAGGGCGUGGCUGAGGCCAUCCGCUCUGUGGAGGACUUCUUGGCGGAGCGAGGAGACAAUCUAAGCCCACAGGAGAGAGAGAACCUCCAGGGGACAUUAAACAGAAUGAAGGAGCAAUACAGCAGCCUGACAGACUCGGCUAAAACAUCGCUGUCAGAGCUAGACAUGACCAUCAGCACCACUGUACAGCAGAACACACAGAGGGCGAAGGCAGUAGAGGAGCUGCAGGAGACGCAGGGCCAGAUAGACUCUCUGCUUGACGAGUUGUCGUCUCUUAACCAGCCCAGCAGGAAAGGGGUCACGUCAGGAGCACCUCUACAUGUUACUGACUCACCAUUCUCCUCUGCACAGCCAGAGGGCGCUCUGCUGUCACACACAGACAUGCUGCAGGCGGAGCUUCAGCAGCUCCAGGCCCAGCAGUCCCAGCUGCUGCAGGUCACACAGUCCACCCGCUCCCUCCUGGAACAGCCUGACUCAGCUGUUCCUCCUGAGGAGAAGCAGCGUCUCCGGGCCGCUCUGGAGCAGCUCCAGGCUCAGCACCAGGGCAGGUUGCAGAGCUGCCAGGACCGUUUGAGGAAGUCUGAGGUUCUGAGGGAUGAGUUGGCCAAAUUUCUCCAGGAACACGGGAGUCUGGGAACCUGGCUGGAACAGAGCGAGCAGGAUCUACGUUCCCUGGGGGAAGGAGAAACUGACGCGCAGGGACUGAAAGGCAGGCUGGAGGAACACAAAAAGCUUGCUGAGGAUGUGAUCUGCCACAAGGCGGACCUGCGUUUCGUGUCCAUCUCUGGUCAGAAGGUUCUGGACUCUGUUCAGGGAGCUCUGGAGCAGGUUGGUGGUUCAGACCCGGCUCUAAACAGCACCAAGCAGCUGGUGACUGACAAACUCCAGGAUGCCAACCACAGAUACACAGCCCUGCACACAAAGUCAUCAGAGCUGGGCGGGCGUUUGUCUGGCCUGCUGGAGAGGUACCAGCAGUACCAGGAUGAGGCCGUGUCCCUCCACUCCUGGCUGAGCACUCAGGAACAAAACGAGAGUAUAGCCAAGCCCAGCGGGGAGACAGACCCCGAGACCCUGCAGAACACACUGCGUCAAGUACAGCUGUUGCAGGAUGAGCUGGCAGAGCAUUCAGUGCAGCUGGAGAAGGUGAAGAGAGCAGGCAGAGAUCUGGUCAGCACAGAGGAAUCUCCUUCCCUCAAAGCUGUUGACAUCCUCUGUACCGCAGACGGUCUAGAGAAGCGCUUUGGCUCCCUCUCUGCGUCAGUGUCGGAGCGGGCCGAGCAGCUGCAGACAGCUGUGGCUCAGUCAGUCAGCGUCCAGGAAGGCCUGAAGGGUCUGCUGGCCUGGCUGGAGGAGCUGGUGUUGAACCCUGGACCAGUCCAGCCCACUGCACAGGCUGUACAGGAUGCACUGACUCAGAACCAGAAACUUCGUCAGGAGCUGCUGUCUAGGCAGGGCAGUGUGGAAGCAACACGGGACUCUGUUUCCAAACUCCUCCAGAGCCCUGACGCGUCUACAGCCUCUGGGCUCCAGGGGGCGCUAGCCGAGCUGACCCAGCGCUAUGCAGCAGCCCAGGCCAGCCAGGCUGAGAGGGAAGCUGAGCUGAAAGGCUUGUUGCCCCGGCUGGAGAGCUACGAGCGGCUCGGGACAGACCUGCGGGUCUUCACCCAGAGCAGACUGAGAGCGCUGAGUCCAGUGGGGCAGCCAGACCGCAGCGUGGAGGACUACAGGCAGACCAUCGAGGAGGUUCGGUCAGAGCUUGAGCAGGAAGCCGGUCAGCUGAAGUCUUUCUGUGACCUGGGCACCGAGCUCAGCAAAUCAAAAGCUUUCACCAACACUCAAAGCCUACUGGAUAAUGUCAAGGGGGUGUCUGAUGAGUUCAGCCAGCUGGAGGCCAACAUCAAUGAAAGGUUUGCUGCCAUCCAGGCCUGUGAGCAGCAGCUGCUUCAGUUCCGUGGGCUCUCUGGCUCCCUCCUCAGGUGGCUUCAGACAGCACAAGACCAGCUGCCCCCCAAAGAAGCCAACCUUAACAACGAGGGCCUGCAGAGGAGAGUCCAACAGCUCCAGGACUUGCUGAAUGACUGGGAGUCACAGGGCUCCAGAGUUCAGGAGCUGAAUAAGACAGGCUCAGAGCUCGAGUCCGUCAUCAUCAGCAUCACCGCCCCCCAGACCAAGACUGGUGCCCCUCAAAUCAAUGGCUCGGCCAGUCCCAGCAGUGUCAAUGGCAUUCACACCUGCAAAGACCUGACAGAGCUCCAGGUGGCGGUGUCCGACGUGAACGGGCGAUACGAGGCACUGGGCGUGGAAUUGAGGGAGCGCCUCGGCCGCCAGCAGGCCUCGCUGGAGCUGAGGCGGAAGGCCAGGCAGGGCACGGAGGAGCUGAGCAGCUGGCUGAGAGAAAGAGAGCACAGCCUGGAGCUGGGCCAGGCCGCCUCACCCUCCAAACCCGAGGUGGUGCGCGCCCAGGCCCAGGAGAACAAGGCGCUGCUGGCGGAGCUGGCUGAGCAUUCUGGGAAGGUGGAGGACCUGAAGAGCACACUGAGGAAGCUGAUUGCUGAUAACCCUGACUCUCCCGAGGCAGACACCUGGAGGCAGCAGUUACAAGAGAUAGACUCGCGCUGGCAGAAAGCUAAUCAGACUGCGGCUCAGAGGCAGACUGAGCUGGAGACAUGUGCUGAUAGGCUGGGCAGCUUCACCUCAGCAGCCAAUCAGCUGGGCCCGUGGCUGAGGGAGAAGGAGCUGAUGAUGAGCGUGCUGGGACCGCUGAGUAUCGACCCCAACAUGCUCAACACGCAGAAGCAACAAGUUCAGUUCAUGCUGCGUGAGUUUGAGACCCGGCGGCCCCAGUUCAACCAGUUGACACAGUCUGCUGAGGGCAUCCUCUCCCCGGCUGGCGACUCACCUCAGGACCCCAAGGACCUGGCGGAGGUGCGGGCUGAGCUGGGCUCCAUCUCCCAGCAGUGGGAGGACCUGACGUCCCGACUCACCCAGAGGUCAGAUCACAUCGACCGGGCCCAAGGAACCAGCGAACGCUACCAGGCCUUGUUGAGAGAGCUUUCCUCCAGCGCUUCUGCUCUGAGUGAGAGGCUGGAUGCUCAGGCCUCGCUGAGCGCUCAGCCCGAGGCGCUGAAACGCCGCCUGCAGGAGACCGGAGAGAUCCGCUCGGAGCUGGAGAGGCGGCGGACAGAGCUGGCAGAGGCUGAGAGGCUUUGUGAAGAGCUGAGCACCAUCGUGGCAGAACCAUACCUGAAGGAGGAGCUGAAUAAACGACUGGAGAGUGUGAGCGGGCCGCUGAAGAGUUUGGAGGAGCGGGCUGCUGACGGUCUGUCCCAGCUCCAGGCCGCUCUGUCUUCCACUCAGCAGUUCCAGCAGAUGUUUGAGGAGCUGCGCUCCUGGCUGGACAACCAGUCUGAUCCCAGAGAUUCUUCCACGGACUCUCUGCCCUGCCAGCCUGCAGCCAUCCGCUCCCUGCUGGCCCAAACGGAGGAGCUUCAGCGUGGGAUAGCCAGUCAACGAGGUUCCUAUGAGCUCAUCCAGGCUGAGGGAGCCUCACUGCUUGCAACUCUCCCCGCUGGCGGGGAUGAACGGUCUGCCUUACAAUCUCGCCUGGCCACGUUACGCCAAGACUGGGAGGGACUGAACCAGAGAAUCACAGACCGCCAGAACAGGCUCAAGACCACUCUGAGCAAAGCAGAGACCUACCAGCAGCACAAAGCCGAGCUGCUGCCAUGGCUGGCGGAGUGUGAAGAGAAGGAUGGAGAGAUCCAGCCGUCCCUGGACCCUGUGGCCCUGGAUGAAGCCUUGCAGAAGGCCAGAGGACUGUCAAUGGACCUGGAGAGACGACAUCCACUCCUGGAGGCCUUCAACACUGCAGCUGACCAGCUGCUGGAGCAGUGCCGCGUCGGGGAGGAGGAGGUGCGAGAUGAGAAGGCCCAGCUGAACCGCAGGGUGGAUGGUCUUGGAGAGAAGAUUCAUAACCGCACGUCCCAGCUGGAGGAGCUGGCCAGCCGCCUGAAGGAGUUUGAUGAAGGUAGACAAGCUGUAGAGAGGAGGUUGGAGGCUGCCAAGCACCAGAUAGAAGUCCAGGAGGCUCUGGGGCCUCAGGCAUGCAGCGCCAAGAGCCUGGAGCGUCUGAGAAAUCAGCAAGAGGGUCUGAGGUCCCUGCAGCCUCAGGUGGUGUACCUACGAGACCUGGCCCAGGGCCUUGUGCAGGACGCACCCCAAACACCGGGGGGCAGCACUGAGGGUGCACAGAGGCUGCUGCAGCUGGCUAAAGACACAGAGAGAGAGUAUGGAGGUGUUACCGAGAAGAUCGAGCAAUGCUCUUCCUCACUGGAGUCUAGGUUGCAGGGCGUCGGCGAGGUCCAAUCUCAUGUGCGGGAUGUCUUCUCGCGCCUCGCCGACCUCGACGACGAGCUGGACUCCCUCAGUCCAGUGGGACGUGACGCCGACUCCCUGGCCUCUCAGGCCGACGCCCUGCGGGGCUUCCUGUCCCGCCUGGCCGCCCUCAGGACUGAGCUGGAGGGUCACGGGACGGAAUGCACCACCAUGCUGCGCCGAGAAGGCUCUUCCCCCGACCUGCUGGCUCUCAGGAGGGAGACGGAGGCCCUGAGCCGACAGGCCGGAAAGCUCAGCGAGCGGGGCCAGGCCAGGCUUGACCAGAUCGAGGACGCCGCUCAGAGGGUUCGUGAGUUCUACAGGCUGGUGGAAGAGCUGCAAGGCCUGCUGGGAAAGGCAGAGGAGGGUCUGAACGCCCAGGGUAUGGUCGGCACAGAGGUGGAGAUCAUCAAGCAGCAGCUGCAGGAGUUCAAGGCUGUGGAGAGAGAGCAGGUGGACAGCAUUCAGCCCCGACUGCAGCACGUCAACGCCGUGGGUCAGGGUCUGAUCCAGAGUGCCGCCAAACACACCGACACACAGGCUCUGGAACACGACCUGGAGAGCACCAACCUGCGAUGGAACUCACUCAACAAGAGGGUUGCGGAGCGAAUCGCCCAGCUGCAGGAGGCCCUGUUGCAUUGUGGGAGGUUCCAGGAUGCCCUGGAGCCUCUGCUCAGCUGGCUGAGCGACACCGAGGAGCUGGUGGCCAAUCAGAAGCCUCCGUCUGCUGAGUACCGAGUGGUCAAGGCACAGAUCCAGGAACAAAAACUGCUCCAGAGGCUGUUGGACGACCGCAGGCCCACCGUGGAAAUGAUCCGGGCCGAGGGAGAGAGGAUUGCAGCCACAGCAGACACCCAAGACAGAGAGAAGAUCCAGACGCAGCUCCGCAGCCUGGCAGACAGAUGGACCGACCUGUUGGACAAGGCCAGCGGCAGGCAGAGGCAGCUGGAGGAGCUGCAGGUUUUGGCGCUGCAGUUCCACGAAGCCCUGGAGCCGCUGGGAGAAUGGCUCAGCACCACAGAGAGACGCCUGAGCUCCGCCGAGCCCAUGGGAACCCAGACGGCCAAGAUCACCCAGCAGAUCACCAAGCACAAGGCGCUCCAAGAGGAUGUGUCCUCUCGAGGAGCCGAGGUCGACCACCUCGAGUCUCUCAGUCAAUCCCUGGCCCCGCUCAGCUGUGCGGCCGACCGCGAUUGGUUAAGAGAGCGUGUGGGGGCGGUGCGGUCGGGUCACUCGGAGCUUUCUGAUUGGUGCACGAGGAGGGCAGGCAUGCUGGAGCAGGCGCUGGCCAACGCCCAGCUGUUUGGGGAGGAGGAGGUAGAGGUGCUGAACUGGCUGGCAGAGGUGGGACAGAGGCUGGCUCAGGUCUCCGUGCAGAGCUACCAGCCACAGCAGCUGGCCGAGCAGCACAAACACACUCUGUCUCUGAAUGAGGAGAUUCUGAGCAGGAAGAAAACAGUGGACCAGGCCAUCAAGAAUGGACAAGCCUUACUCAAACAGACCACAGGUGAGGAGGUUCUCCUGAUCCAGGAGAAGCUGGAUGGCAUCAAGUCUCGCUAUGCUGAGAUGACGGCCGGCAGCAGCAAGGCGCUCCGCACCCUGGAGCAGGCCCUGCAGCUGGCCACGCGAUUCGCCAGCGCCCACGAUGACCUCAACCAGUGGCUGGAUGCCGUGGAGACAGAGCUCAACAACGUGGAACCCGAUGCCACGCCAGCCUACCAGGAGAGGCAGAAGGAGCUGAAGAAGGUGUCAGCUGAGAAGCGCCUGGUGUUGGACACGGUGAACGAGGUGGGCAGCGCCCUGCUGGAUCUGGUGCCAUGGCGAGGCCGCGAGGGUCUGGACCGCCUGGUCGCUGACGGCAAUCAACGCUACCGCCAGGCUGAUGAAACCAUCACUCAGCGGGUCCAACUGGUGCAGGCCGCCAUCCAGAGGUCACAACAGUAUGAGGAGGCGGUGGAUGCAGAGCUGGCCUGGGUGGCAGAGACAGAGCGUAAGCUAGCUUCACUGGGGCCUCUCAGCCUGGAGCCUGACGUGACUGUGGCCCAGCUGCAGGUCCAGAGGGCCUUCAACAUCGACAUCAUCAGACACAAAGACACAGUGGACCAGCUGCUCAACACCAGAGAGGAGAUCCUGGAGACCUGCAGCGAUGCCCAGAAAGACGCACUGAUGGUGAAGACAGACUCUCUGAGCACCCGCUAUGAGGCGGUGAGCCAGAGCCACAGUGAGCGUUUCUCAGCGCUGGAGCAGGCCCAGGUUCUGGUGGCUCGAUUCUGGGAAACCUACGAAGAGCUGGAUCCGUGGUUGGGAGAGACCGAAACCCUCAUUACUCAGCUGCCACCACCGGCCAUCGACACAGACACCCUCCGACUGCAGCAGGACCAGAUGAGGCUCUUGAGGGAGUCGAUAGCGGAGCACAAGCCCCACAUCGACAAGCUGCUGAAGAUCGGGCCCCAGCUGGCCGAGCUCAGCCUCCAGGAGGGAGCAACAGUGACACAGCGCUACAACGAGGCUGAGAGGCGCUACCUGGCCAUCAAAGAGGAGGUCAAAGGUCGGGCCACAGCCCUGGAUGAGGCAGUAUCCCAGUCUGCACAGCUGGUAGAGUUCCAUGAUAAGAUGGACCCCCUCCUGGAGACCCUGGAAGGGGCAGUGCAGCGGCUGCGGCAGCCACCGCCAGUGGCAGCAGAAGUAGAGAAAAUCAGGGAGCAGCUGGCGGAGCACCGGGCCCAGGGGCUGGAGCUGGACAAGCUGCUGCCGUCCUUCUCCGCCCUCUGCGCCCGUGGAGAGGAACUCAUCAGCCGAGCCGCCCACGACGACCCGGCUGCCCAAGCCGUCCGUUCCCGUCUUCUGCGCCUGCGCUCGUUGUGGGAUGAGAUCCGGCAGCGGGCCGAGGAGAGGGAGGCCAAGCUGACCGACGUCUUGGACCUGGCCGGGAAGUUCUGGGCCGACAUGGCGGCGCUGCUGAGCACACUCAGAGACUCCCAGGACAUUGUAAAGGAGCUGGAGGAUCCAGGGGUUGACCCCUCACUCAUCAAACAACAAAUUGAGGCUGCUGAGGCCAUCAAGGCAGAGACUGACGGUCUCAGGGAGGAGCUGGAGUUUGUCAGGACCCUCGGGGCUGACCUCAUCUUCGCCUGUGGAGAAACAGAGAAACCUGAAGUCAAGAAGACCAUUGAUGAGAUGAACGCUGCCUGGGAGGGCCUGAACCGCACAUGGAGGGAGAGGAUGGAGAGACUGGAGGAGGCCAUGACUGCCUCUGUGCAGUAUCAGGAUGCACUGCAGGGCAUGUUUGACUACCUGGACAACGCAGUGAUCAAACUGUGUGAUAUGCCAACUGUGGGAACUGACCUGGGCACUGUCAAACAGCAGAUUGAGGAACUCAAGCAGUACAAGGUUGAGGUUUACCAGCAGCAGAUAGACAUGGAGAAGCUUUGCCACCAGGGGGAGCUGUUGUUAAAGAAAGUGUCAGACCAGACGGACAGGGACAUGAUCCAGGAGCCGCUCACUGAGCUCCGACACCUCUGGGACAACCUGGGGGAUAAGAUCACCCAGAGACAGCACAAGCUGGAGGGAGCACUUCUGGCUCUGGGUCAGUUCCAGCACGCCUUGUCAGAACUGCAGGCCUGGCUGAGCCACACACACACCACGCUGGACACACAGCGGCCAGUCAGCUCCGACCCCAAGGCUAUUGAGAUCGAGCUCGCCAAACACCACGUGCUGCGUAAUGAUGUGCUAUCCCAUCAUGCCACGGUUGAGACAGUAAAUAGUGCUGCCGCUGAGCUGCUGGAGUCCUCUCCUGGCGAUGAGGCCAGCCACCUGAGAGACCAACUGGAUCAGCUCAACCAGAGCUGGGAGAGCCUGCUGCUCAAGACCCAGGAGCGGCAGAAACUAUUGGAGGCCGCACUGCAGCAGGCGGAGGGUUUCCAUGGCGAGUUGGAGGAAUUUCUGCAGUGGCUUAGGAGGACGGAGAGCCAGCUGUCUGCUGCCAAGCCAACAGGCGGCCUCCCUGAGACAGCCAGGGAGCAGCUACAGCAGCACAUGGAGCUUCAGGCCCAGCUGACCCAGCGGGCCGACCAGUACCACCGCCUGCUGGAUCAAGGGGAGUCCAUGCUGCUGGCCCGUGGAGGGGACGAGGCCGGUCCCGGAACAACCCAGACCCAGCAGAACCUGGCCAUGCUGCAAAACAAGUGGGCCAGCCUCAACACCAAGAUGGACGACCGCAGGGCAAAACUGGAGGAGGCUGUUGCCUUGGCGACAGGUUUCCAGACGUCUCUGCAGGAUACGAUCAACUGGCUGACCCAGGCUGAGCAGACCCUGAACAUGGCCCAGCCCCCCAGCCUUAUACUAGACACCGUCCUUUUCCAGAUCGACGAGCACAAGGUAUUUGUGAACGAGGUGAACACCCACAGAGAGCAGGUCCUAGCUCUGGAGAAGGCCGGUUCUCAGCUUCGCUUCGCCAGCCUGAAGCAGGAUGUGGUUCUGAUCAAGAACCUGCUGCUCAGCGUCCAGGCCCGUUGGGAAAAGCUGGUCCAGAGGUCGCUGGACCGCGGACGACAUCUGGACGAAGCCCGCAAACGGGCCAAACAGUUCCACGAGGCCUGGAGGAAGUUGACAGACUGGCUGGAGGAAGCUGAGAACAGACUGGACUCAGAGCUUGAGAUCUCAAAUGAACCAGACAAGAUCAAAGUACAACUGGCCAAACACAAGGAGUUUCAGAAGGCAUUGGGUUCAAAGCAACCAGUUUAUGACACCACAGUGAGAUCUGGAAAGGCCAUGAGGGACAAGGCCCAGCUGCCGGCAGACACCCAGAAACUGGACCACUUACUGGGAGAGGUCAGGGACAAGUGGGACACCGUCUGUGGCAAGAGCGUGGAGAGACAACACAAACUAGAGGAGGCUCUGCUGUUCUCAGGUCAGUUUGCUGAGGCCCUGCAGGCCCUGGUGGACUGGUUAUAUCGGGUUGAGCCACAGCUAGCUGAAGAUCAGCCUGUCCAUGGAGACCUGGACCUGGUGUCCAACCUCAUGGACUCACACAAGGCUUUCCAAAAGGAGUUGGGUAAGAGGACCAGCAGCGUUCAGGCUCUGAAACGCUCUGCCCGUGAGCUGAUGGAGACCGGCCGCGAUGACACCGCGUGGGUCAAAGUUCAGCUUCAGGAGCUCAGUAAUCGCUGGGAUACAGUGUGCGCCCUGUCUGUCAGCAAGCAGACCCGCCUCCAACAGGCACUCAAACAGGCUGAGGAGUUCCGUACAGCCGUGCAGAUGCUCCUGGAAUGGCUGUCGGAGGCAGAACAGACCCUCCGUUUCCGUGGCGUCCUUCCUGAAGAGGCGGAGACUCUGCAGGCACUGCUGCACACACACCGCGACUUCAUGGGCACUGUGGAGGAGAAGAGGGCAGACGUCAACAAGGCUGCUGGCAUGGGAGAGGGCAUCCUGACUGUGUGUCACCCUGACUCCAUCACCACCAUCAAACACUGGAUCACCAUCAUCAGGGCACGCUUUGAGGAGGUGCUGACAUGGGCUAAACAGCAUGAACAGCGGCUGGAGACAGCUCUGACUGAGCUGCUCAACAAUGCCAACCUAUUGGAGGAGCUGUUGUCAUGGCUACAGUGGGCUGAGACCACAUUGGUCCAGAGAGACACAGAGCCCCUCCCACAGGACAUCCCUCAACUCAAAACACUCAUCACAGAGCACCAGGUGUUCAUGGAGGAGAUGACAAGGAAGCAGCCUGACGUCGAUAAGGUGACAAAGACCUACAAGAGGAAACCAUCUGAGGCUCCCAGCAGUCUGGCAGAGAGGAGAGGAGCCCGUAAACACCAGCAGCAGCAGCAGCAACAGGCAGCCAUGCAGGUUUCCAGUGGAAACCCACGGAUCAACCAGCUCUGCGCCAGGUGGCAACAGGUUUGGCUGCUGGCUCUUGACCGCCAGCGCAAGCUCAACGAUGCUCUGGAUAGGCUUGAGGAGCUGAAAGAGUUCGCCAACUUUGACUUUGACGUGUGGAGGAAGAAGUACAUGCGCUGGAUGAACCACAAAAAGUCUCGUGUCAUGGACUUCUUCAGACGCAUCGACAAGGACCAAGAUGGAAAGAUCACAAGGCAGGAGUUCAUUGACGGCAUCCUGGCCUCAAAGUUCCCCACCAGCAAGCUGGAGAUGACGGCGGUGGCAGACAUCUUUGACCGAGACGGAGAUGGUUACAUCGACUACUACGAAUUUGUGGCUGCUCUGCAUCCCAACAAAGACGCCUACCGACCGACGACUGACGCUGACAAGAUAGAGGACGAGGUGACUCGGCAGGUGGCCCAGUGUAAAUGUGCCAAGAGGUUCCAGGUGGAGCAGAUAGGGGAGAACAAAUACCGGUUCUUCCUUGGAAACCAGUUUGGCGACUCUCAGCAGUUGCGUUUGGUGAGGAUCCUGCGCAGCACGGUGAUGGUGCGAGUCGGAGGAGGCUGGAUGGCUUUGGACGAGUUCCUGGUCAAGAACGACCCAUGCAGAGUGCAACAUCCCGGACUUAAGAUCCUCCGCUCCGAUUCCAGUAGCUCCAUCUCAUCUCGUAUAGCUCGCGGUCGCACCAACCUGGAGCUGAGGGAGAAGUUCAUCCUUCCAGAGGGAGCGUCCCAGGGCCUGGCCGCCUUCCGUUCACGGGGCCGUCGCUCCAAGCCGGGCUCCCGCACCGCCUCGCCCACCCGCUCCUCCUCCUCUGCCUCCCACAGCGCCCACAGCUGCGCCUCCCUCCCCUCCGCCCCCGCCACGCCGACGGCCUCCGCAUCAUCCAGGUCCUCCCAUACUCACUCCCGUGACUAUGCCAAGCCCUGGCUGGCACACAGUAAAACUCCAACGCCAACCAAGUGCCACUGCUGCCCAGAUCUCGGUCACGGCCACAGCACCCCUGGGCACGAGGGGGCAGCGUCGGGGUCCAAGCUGAAGAGGCCGACCUUCCACUCCAGCCGCGGUUCUCUGACCGGAGAGAACGGCGGGACGACGCCUACCAGCGGCAAACCGGCUCGCACUGAUCCAAAACGGGGGGCGUCGACCACCAGCCGAGCCGGCAGCCGGGCGGGCAGUCGAGCCAGCAGUCGCCGCGGCAGUGACGCUUCAGAUGCGUCGGAGCUUCAGGACACUCGUUCUGUCUGCUCAGACACCUCGGACACCCCGAGGCGGCCCGGCGGAGGAGCCAAACCCUCCAAGAUCCCAACCAUCUCCAAGAAGGCUCCCAGCCCCAAAACGCCCGGCACCGGAAAGAAAUAAGACCGAGCCGGUCGGAGAAUGGGACCGUGGAAGGAAAACGUCAUCCAUGCAGCUCUGAGAAAGCAAAGAUCGCAAAGAUGGAGCAGAACUGAUAUUCCUACGUUUCACAGUGGGUGGAUUGUUAUCGUCGACCAUCUCGGGUGAACCACCUCUUUGAUCCACGUCCAUCCGUAGGGCUCGCGUGGGACUCAUGCACUAUGACUGAUAUCUGCCGGGGGGAGGAGGAGGAUUAACACUCUCUCUCUCUUUCCUUUUCCUCGUAAUCUCACUACAACCUGCACAACAGGAGAGGGGUUCUGGUCUGGGAGUCCCAGGCCAGGGUUUGUGCUCUUAGACGACGGGAUCGAAACAGAAACCGACUUUCCCCCUUUAAGAACCGAUCCCAGUUUGCCUUUCCCCGUCUCCUGCUGUUUUCUGUCACAACGGAGCCGCUCACGACGGUUCUGAGGUUCUCCAGCGAAGCAGAACCGACCAAACAAACCGACAAACCUGAUGUGAUGCUGCCUUACUUUGGGUUACACGUUACUGUCCCGACCGGAGACAGAGAGGAAGAAGAGAAAGUCUUUAAACUGCUUUUCUGCAACACUGACACACAAACACACACACGGUAAAAACACACAUUCUUACACCGAGGUGGGUUAGGGAGUUGGCUGCACCACCACGCCUAAAAAAAAAAAAAAGAAAAAAAAGAAGAAGAAGACGACGAAAGAAAAAAAUGAAUCGU